Episyrphus balteatus (marmalade hoverfly) is the source of this 1009-nucleotide messenger RNA. RefSeq names its product TOX high mobility group box family member 4. The record is from RefSeq and is a predicted model, not a curated record. NCBI's taxonomy places the organism in Eukaryota, Metazoa, Arthropoda, Insecta, Diptera, Syrphidae. The transcript is spliced from 2 exons. The coding region runs from base 125 to 934 and encodes 269 amino acids. Gene Ontology annotation, cellular component: nucleus. Gene Ontology annotation, biological process: regulation of transcription by RNA polymerase II. Gene Ontology annotation, molecular function: chromatin DNA binding.
AAACAUUUUUCUUUUCUAACCUAAAUGCCAGACGAAAUAAAAAAUAAAUAAAAAUUUUAUUUUUUAUUUAUAAAAUAAAAUUAUAAUAUAUAAUUUGUUAAUCGAAUGUAACAAAAACAAAAUAAUGAAUGCUCAGUUCCACACGCCUUCGUUUGGGGAUGAAGAAUUCGAUUUAACUGACGUAGACCCUGAGCCAACAAUACAAGUAUCAAACGCCAACAGAUUCAAUGCAAUCAACCAUCACCACCAGCAGCAGCACCAACAAGUCUCAACCAACAACCUUGAUGCACCGGAACCAGUGAAACCUGUCUCCGCGUAUGCUCUCUUCUUCCGUGACACAGUCAGCGCAAUCAAAGUUCAAAAUCCCAACACUUCAUUCGAAGAAAUAUCCAAAAUUGUAAGUUCCAUGUGGCAAGUGCUCGAUCCAACUCACAAAAACGUUUACAAUAAAAAAAGUGACUUGGCAAAGAAGGAAUACAUUCAAAAGAUGGCAGCCUUUAGGAGUUCCCAAAUGCGUCAGGUUGUUCAAGAGGAGUCAGUAGCGAAUAACUACGACCAAGAAAACAUUAUUCAGCAUCCAAAUAUUUCCCCAAAACAAAUUACCUCGAGACCGGUAGUUUUUACUAUUUCCCCGAGAGCAAAUGAUUCCCAUUCGUCAAUGAUUAAUGACCAACAGACACAAGAAGUUGGCCAAAACAAUGUUUAUUCAAACAAUGUUAAUUCACAACAACAACAAACAACUGGUAACCAACAGCCUCAGAAUGUACAACUUGUUAAUGAGGCUGGUUCAGUUCAGAUUUGUUUGAGAGAAAACUGCAAUAAACGGGCAAUUAUAAAUCCAGACUGGGAAGAUGAGUAUUGCAGUAAUGAAUGCGUUGUUAUUCAUUGUCGGAAUGUAUUCAAUCAGUGGGUCAAAUCAAAUUCGGAAGAGUAAAUGUACAGUUGAGUUUAAUGAAUGUUUCAUCAUAAAUGAAAUUUAAAUAAAAUAAAAACAAAAGCAACCAAAUAA